AUGGCCGCGUCCACCCUGUCCGUCUGCUCCAGCGACCUGAGCUACGGCAGCCGCGUCUGCCUGCCCGGCUCCUGUGACUCCUGCCCCGACUCCUGGCAGGUGGACGACUGCCCAGAGAGCUGCUGCGAGCCCCCCUGCUGUGCCCCCACCUGCUGUGCCCCCCCCUGCUGUGUCCCCACAUGCUGUGUCCCCAGCUGCUGUGACUCCAGUUGCUGUGCCCCAGCCUCCUGCCUGACCCUCAUCUGCACCCCUGCGAGCUGCGGGUCCAGCCCCUGCCAGUCAGCCUGCACCAGCCCCUGCCAGCCCUCCGGCUGCAGCUCCUCCCCCUGCCAGGGAGACUGCUGUGUGUCUGUCUGCUGCAAGCCUGUCUGCUGCACCCCUGUCUGCUGCACCCUUGUCUGCUGCACCCCUGUCUGCUCUGGGCCCUCCCCCUGCUCGGCCUCCUCCUGCUGCCAGCCCAGCCCCUGCUCCUCGUCCUGCUGCCGCCGGUCCUCCUGCGUGUCCCUGCUCUGCCGCCCUGGGGGCUCCCGCCAGGCCUGCUGCGUGCCCGCCUCGGCCCAGAAGUCCUGCUGCUGA
This is a messenger RNA of Enhydra lutris kenyoni (northern sea otter), 576 nucleotides long. Its product is annotated as keratin-associated protein 10-12-like. Gene Ontology annotation, cellular component: keratin filament. Bases 1 to 576 code for a protein of 191 amino acids. The record is from RefSeq and is a predicted model, not a curated record. The transcript has a single exon. Lineage: Eukaryota; Metazoa; Chordata; Mammalia; Carnivora; Mustelidae.